Molecule: messenger RNA, 3213 nt
Organism: Aspergillus puulaauensis
Lineage: Eukaryota; Fungi; Ascomycota; Eurotiomycetes; Eurotiales; Aspergillaceae
Exons: 1
Coding region: 1-3213 (1070 amino acids)
Source: RefSeq, a predicted model, not a curated record
AUGAGGCUCUCUAUCUUGUGGUCUGCAUGUGUCCUGUCGGCUGCUGCUCAUUACGCAGUAGCGCAGGACACUGCUCCAGGAAGCGGGUCUUCUCAGGUUCCACCCUACACUGUUCUUACUUCCUACACUACUUCUAUGAUUCUCAUUACGUCUUAUAACUCUGUCGAUCCAGUGCAGAGCCCUGGUGCUCCCACAAACACCUUGCCCGGUACAGACGCGUCGCCUAGUCCCAGCACUAAUAUCAACACCAACUCGACGGUUAGCCCUAUCGAUGGCAGCUCUGCAAGUUCCACCUCGCAUUUAGUCAAUACCUCCGAUGGUGGUUUUAAUUCUAGUCUGCCGACACACACGUCUAUAUCUGGUGCUGUACCAACCAGUUCGCGUUCAACUUUGGACAACACCCCUGGCGAUAGCCCUAAUACCAGCCUGCCAACAUACACGCCCACUUCCACUUCCAUGCCAAGUGUUACUACUGCCAGUACAGCCAGUACAGGCACAAUAAUGCUACCGGAUGGUGUCAAUCCUCCACCCCAUACCACCUCAGGCCCUAGCAAUAUCGAUGAUGCUUUGGUCGGCAAUAUGCCGUCACGUAAGUUUGAUUCCAGCCUAUCCGCCAUCUCCACCGGAUAUGUCAACGUCAUUCCAAGCAUCAGGGCCUGGAUUUUGGACCCAAACCCCCCGGCCCCGACAGAUAUUAUCAAAUACAUCACUGGGCUUGAGGAUGAAGUGGGGGAUCUCAUCUCUGAAAUCGGCGGAUCCCUCGGCUGCCCUGCCAUGAAGAAGCGAGGCCUGAUGGACAAGAUAUUCAAGAUAGCAGCUGAAUCGGUAUUUGGUGCAUUGGGCUGCAUUUUGGAUAAUACAAAGAAUCUGAAGAAUUCUGUUACAAAAAAGAACAAGAAGGGGGCCAAGAAGUUUGUGAAGGAUCUGCUUGAUGAGGACUUGCCUGAUUCAGAAGACGAGGGCGACGACGGCGGUGACAGCGGCGGCGGAGGUGGUGGUGGCGGCGGUGGUAAGGACGAUGUCAAGGACGACAAGGAUGAUGACAAGGACGAUGACAAGGACGAUGACAAGGACGAUGACAAGGACGAUGACAAGGACGAUGACAAGGACGAUGACAAGGACGAUGACAAGGACGAUGACAAGGACGAUGACAAGGACGAUGACAAGGACGAUGACAAGGACGAUGACAAGGACGAUGACAAGGACGAUGACAAGGACGAUGACAAGGACGAUGACAAGGACGAUGACAAGGACGAUGACAAGGACGAUGACAAGGACGAUGACAAGGACGAUGACAAGGACGAUGACAAGGACAAGGACAAGGGCAAAGACAAUACUACUACCACCAAGUCCCAGACUACCACCGAAUCCAAGUCGACUACAUCCUCGACAUCCUCGACAUCCUCGACAUCCUCGUCGUCGACCUGUACUUCUGGUGCGACUGCACACAGAGUGACGGUGGAGUGUAAAUCAACUUUAACCACUGCAGGUGGUUCUACAUUGACAACCUUGACGUGCUCCCCGACAACGACUGUCACAACUACCGGGUGCUCCGUCACUGACACUACUACGACUACUACUGUAACUCCAACCCCGACUUCAGAACUGUGUUCACCAGAGAAAUGUGGCAGCGACGUAUGUCAUGGCAAAGCAGGUGGUGGCUGGGUGUCCCUCUCAUCAGUGGACUGUGCACAUCUCUCAACGUCCACAGCAGCCAAUUUCCCUGUCAAGAGUGGAAUAUCCGUCACCAUGGGCAAUUCAGGUGCGGCGCACAAGCGGGACAAUGAGAUGAAGCGGGCCGAUACCGAUCCCCUGGCUGAUGGCGGGAAUCCAGAAGCACACCUGAGGGAGCUCAAUCAAAAGAUAGGCAGCUCGCGCCAAUGGCUUUUCUUCGAGGAGCCGACAACCGGAAAGUGGUACCCAUUCCCUAAGGAAGUGACAGCCAUGGGUGUGAAGGGGCUUUGGGGCUGCACUGCGGUGGCCAUUAUAUCCAGGAAGGGGACAUACAUCUCUCAUAUCUAUGAAGACGGGGUCUUUAAAAAGCGCACGAAUGAAGGUAUUGUCGAUACACCCGAUGCCUGGUUCGAUAAGUGGACAGUGGAAGCACUGUGGUGGGGUGGUGAUGAAUACUUUGACGUUGAGGCACUCAAGCCCUUGGUGGGAACAAAAGACCAGCCCGGCCCUCUUCACCCAUCCUUCAAGCCGCAGAUCUUUAUUGCUACACCAUUCCAUGAAGGUGUAGCUCAGGGGCCUCUCCAAUACCCGCAGCGAGCCGACAGGAUAGGCUCUGGAUUGGCGAAGUAUAUCUACCAAGAAACAGGACAGCCUCAGGAUGGAACACCACCCUGGAUAGUCUCAGGAUACGAAGUCACAGGCCGCGAACCAUCUAACAGUGACGACUCGGGCGCCGGCAAGCUUGUCGUCGAAGCCACACAGGUCCACCGUAUCCAGCAAAUUGGAAAUCAGCAACUAGCCAUCGGUAGUUGGCGGUUGUGGGUUGGUGGACGGUUCAUCGUCAGUUUGGAGUUCUGGGACCCAGGUUCUUUAUCCCAUAAUCAACGACGAGAUUCCAAGGCUCAGGAUAUAUGCCCGCUCAAAACAUCGUCUCACAGCACGUUCGCCACCUCCACGAAGUCUUCAACUACGUCGAAGACUGCCUCGCCAACUACUUCGAAAGCUAGCUCGAAAACUACCUCGAAAACCAGCUCGUCAACUACCCCCCAUGCCACCUCGAAGACCACCUCGAAGACUCAGACUGCGAACACUGCCACCCAAACCCAAACCCAAGCUAAGCCCACCAACGUAUGCUUGGCGGGCAAGGAUUACAUCCCCGUGGAACAUGACCAGGGCAAGAUAGAAGCUAUAGCAAAGAAGUGCAAGGACUCCUUGAAAAACAAAAGGCUAUUUCACGCCGGUGACGACACCAUCAAAUGGGGUCCUAUUGCGCACGGAAAGACUCAUUACUACGCCUUCGUCGCUUGGAGAGAUGGCUGCAAGGGCCCGGCUCAGGAUCCGUGGUCGCCGAAGAAAGGGUAUGACUGUGAAACAAUCUUGAAAGAAAACUUUGACUUCGAGUGGUGCGAGAAGGGACAGAGUGAUGAUGGAGAAGGCACCCCUUCUUGGGGCUUGCCCUACGGAGGUUACACCGAUAUAGGGUGCCUGACCUAUCGUUCCUGGCAUACUGAUGGCGGCAGAAAGAUGAAAUUCCGGUAG